ACCGCACUCUCUGUAACAGAGAGCAACAUGGGAAGGCUGUGUGUAAUAGGGCGGAAGUUUUGAAUUCAGUUUGGUGAAAAACAAAGGUAGAGGAGAAAUAUUUGCUUGUGCGUUUUAUUACGCUAUACAGAUUUUUUUUGUAGCUGCUUUCCUAGGCAAACCCGGAGAAUAGCAUACUUAGGAUGGAGAAAAUGCCGAAUUUCCCUGAAGAGGAUGAGCUUUCUGAUCUAAACAACCAAGAGCUACAGGACUUUGUGAAGAAGCUGACUGCUGUGGUGAACGAAGCAAAAGAAAACCUGAAGUCUGUCAAGGGUGAAAUACAGAGUCUUGAGUCUGAUAUUCAUAAAAGCACUGCAGAUCGGGAGAAGCUGUUACCCCUGGUUGCUCAGACAAUUGGUCUACGAGAAGCUUUGUGUGAGCUAGAGAAGACGAGGGCACAGCAACAGACAGUCUCGCGCGAGCUGGAGAGGGGCUCCACACAGUGCAGCUCAGAGGAGGCUAGUCAGCAGAGGGUCCUGGUCCUGGAGGAGGAAAUGCAGAGGGAGCUGGCAUUGCUGCAGGAGAGGGAGGCUUCUUUGGCCAAGAACAAGGAGAAUAUUGACCGGCUCACCACGAAGACGAAGAGGGAGCUUACUGAGGCACAGACACAGAGUCGGGCAGUGGAGACGGAGCUGCUGCAGUUGAAAAGGGCCACCUCUGAGACUGGUUCAUGCCAGUCAGUGCAGGAGAAGGAGGAUCAGCUGCUGGAUGAGUUUGUGGUUCGUCGGGGGAUCCUGCAGGAGCUGAGGCAAGCGGCAAGCAAACCACUGGGUGUCGGGUCUAACAUAUCACAAGCACGGCCGUAAGGACUGGGAGUGAAAAACACAACUUCUUGUUCAAGCAGGAAUCUAUUAGAUAUAGAGAGCACCUUUUCUGCAGUACCUGGGUUCUGCGCUGUGAAGUUAACUGUCCCUUGAAGCUUUCAGUAUUCCACUCUGCUAGGCGUGAGUUUAAUGUGUAAGGGGAAAUUUUCCAACUGUUUAAACCAUGUAAAGCAACGAUGUCAAAACAGUUUUGAUUUGCUUCUUAAAACAAAGUUGCUUUAGUAGUUGCCAGAAAAAGUUGCAUAAAUAUUAUUUUGUAUGGAUUUGUAUACAGAAAAUAAAACAUAACAGCUGUCGCCAUAACCUACAUUUUCAGUAUGUGUUUUGCAAUAUAUGUCCACGCAGUUUAACCAAAGUUUGGUCAGGCAAUUAUAAAAAUAUACCCCGGCCAAUCUUUCUCUUACUGUACAAUACCUAGAUGUAACUGAUGCAUUUGUACAUGGUCUUUUAAAAUGUCUUUUGUAAUGAAAUAACUAACAUAAAUAAAACAAGUUAUUUUUAUUUUU
This is a messenger RNA of Acipenser ruthenus (sterlet), 1369 nucleotides long. RefSeq lists its product as uncharacterized. The transcript has 6 exons. NCBI's taxonomy places the organism in Eukaryota, Metazoa, Chordata, Actinopteri, Acipenseriformes, Acipenseridae. The record is from RefSeq and is a predicted model, not a curated record. The coding region runs from base 183 to 845 and encodes 220 amino acids.